CCAUUCUCACCCCCCAUGAGCCUUGGUUCUGAUGCAACCUAUGGUCAUGCAGGGAUGCCCUUAUACCCUCCCACGAUGUCAUGAAUGGCGAGCAGCUGACCAGUUCCAUCACAACAGCAGCCUCCGAAGCACCUGCCCCCAGCCUCAGGUUAGAGCUGCUGCUACCACCCCUGCACCUCCUCAGGAUGGUGCUGGGGUUUCCUGCCUAAGCCCAAAGCUCUUCAACGGGUCUGUUGGUGCCGCUGGACCUCUAGAACCACCAGCCAUGAAUCUGUGUUGGAAUGAAAUAAAAAAGAAGUCUCACAACCUCCGUGCUCGCCUUGAGGCCUUCUCGGACCACAGUGGAAAGCUUCAGCUCCCUCUCCAAGAGAUUAUCGACUGGCUCAGCCAAAAAGAUGAGGAAUUGUCAGCUCAGCUGCCCUUGCAAGGGGAUGUGGCCCUGGUGCAACAGGAGAAGGAGACACAUGCGGCCUUUAUGGAAGAUGUCAAGUCUCGGGGCCCCUAUAUCUACUCUGUGCUGGAGUCAGCUCAGGCCUUCCUGUCCCAGCACCCAUUUGAGGAAUUAGAGGAUCCUCGUUCUGAGAGCAAAGAUACCUCUCCCAGACAACGGAUUCAGAACCUUAGCCGCUUUGUGUGGAAGCAGGCAACAGUAGCCAGUGAACUAUGGGAGAAGCUGACAGCCCGCUGUGUAGACCAGCACCGCCACAUUGAGCGCACUCUGGAGCAGCUGUUGGAGAUCCAAGGAGCAAUGGAGGAAUUAAGCAAUACUCUGACACAGGCUGAGGGAGUCCGAGCCACAUGGGAGCCCAUUGGGGAUCUCUUCAUUGAUUCACUACCUGAGCACAUUCAGGCUCUUAAGCUGUUCAAAGAAGAAUUCUCUCCCAUGAAAGAUGGAGUGAAAUUGGUGAAUGAUCUGGCCCACCAACUUGCCAUUUCUGAUGUACACUUGUCAAUGGAGAAUUCCCGAGCCCUGGAGCAGAUCAAUGUCCGCUGGAAACAACUACAGGUGUCAAUUGGUGAGAGGCUUAAGCAGCUCCAGGAUGCCCACCGGGACUUUGGGCCUGGGUCACAGCACUUCCUCUCCUCCUCUGUGCAGGUUCCCUGGGAAAGAGCAAUUUCACCCAAUAAAGUUCCCUACUACAUCAACCACCAGGCUCAGACCACUUGCUGGGACCAUCCCAAGAUGACGGAGUUAUACCAAACCCUGGCCGAUCUGAACAACAUUAAAUUCUCAGCUUACCGCACUGCCAUGAAGCUACGCAGAGUCCAGAAAGCACUGCGUUUGGACCUGGUAACUUUAACCACAGCCCUGGAGAUUUUCAAUGAGCAUGAUCUGCAGGCCAGUGAGCAUGUCAUGGACGUGGUAGAGGUCAUUCACUGCCUCACAGCCUUAUAUGAACGGCUAGAGGAGGAAAGAGGCAUCCUGGUCAACGUGCCACUCUGUGUGGAUAUGAGUCUCAACUGGCUCCUCAAUGUUUUUGAUAGUGGUCGCAGUGGGAAGAUGCGGGCAUUGUCUUUCAAGACUGGCAUUGCAUGCCUGUGUGGCACGGAAGUGAAGGAAAAGUUACAGUGCUUAGCCCUCUCCCAGUCUGAAGGUCAAGCCAUGUCACACAUUCUACUGGAGACUUCCCCUGUGAUUUCAUGGGUGGGCACACUAAUCCCCAUCAGGAUUAUUAUUGGAGACCUCUUCAGCCAAGUAGCCAACUCAGGCAGCCAGUGUGACCAGCGCCACCUCGGUGUCCUGCUCCAUGAGGCCAUUCAGGUGCCCCGUCAGCUGGGGGAAGUGGCAGCCUUUGGGGGCAGCAAUGUGGAGCCCAGUGUCCGUAGUUGCUUCCGUUUUAGCACUGGGAAGCCAGUCAUUGAAGCUUCACAGUUCCUAGAGUGGGUCAACUUGGAGCCCCAAUCCAUGGUGUGGCUGGCUGUUCUGCAUCGGGUCACCAUUGCUGAGCAAGUGAAGCAUCAGACCAAAUGCUCUAUCUGUAGGCAGUGCCCCAUCAAGGGCUUCAGGUACCGGAGUCUGAAACAAUUUAACGUGGACAUCUGCCAGACAUGCUUCUUGACAGGAAGGGCCAGCAAAGGCAACAAGCUUCACUACCCCAUCAUGGAGUAUUACACCCCGACCACAUCCAGCGAGAACAUGAGGGACUUUGCCACAACCUUAAAGAACAAAUUCCGCUCAAAGCAUUAUUUCAGCAAACACCCUCAGCGAGGUUAUUUGCCUGUGCAGUCGGUACUGGAGGCUGAUUACAGUGAGACGCUGGCUUCUUCCCCGAUGUUGCCACAUGCUGACACACACUCCCGCAUUGAGCAUUUUGCCAGCAGGCUUGCUGAGAUGGAAAGUCAGAAUUGUUCCUUCUUUAAUGACAGCCUGUCCCCAGAUGACAGCAUAGAUGAGGACCAGUACCUGCUACGGCACUCCAGCCCCAUUACAGACCGGGAGCCUGGCCUUGGACAGCAGGCCCCAGGCAGCAUGGCCACAGAAAGCAAGGGGGAGCUAGAGAAAAUCCUGGCGCACUUGGAGGAUGAGAACCGGAUUCUCCAGGGAGAGCUAAAGCGCUUGAAGUGGCAGCACGAGGAGGCUGCUGAGGCCCCCACCCUGGCUGAGGGCUCUGCAGAGGUAGCACAGGACCCCCGCAAUGAGGAGCUGCUGGCUGAGGCCCGGAUCCUCCGGCAGCACAAGAGCCGCCUGGAGACACGCAUGCAGAUCCUAGAGGAUCACAAUAAGCAACUGGAGUCCCAGCUGCAGCGCUUAAGGGAACUGCUCCUGCAGCCACCCACCGAAUCAGAUGGCAAUGGCUCUGCAGGUUCGUCCCUAGCUUCCUCUCCGCAGCAGUCAGAAAGCAGUCACCCCCAGGAGAAAGGACAGACCACUCCAGAUACUGAGGCUGCAGAUGAUGUGGGGUCAAAGAGCCAAGAUGUCAGCCUGUGCUUGGAGGACAUCAUGGAGAAGCUCCGCCAUGCCUUCCCCAGCGUGCGAAGUUCUGAUGUGACUGCCAACACCCUGUUGGCCUCUUGAGGGAGCCAGAUCCCCAUCCUAUAAUCCAUAGCCCUCUCCAGUUCUGGUCCAAGUCUUCCUUCAGCCUUCACCCAACCCUUCUGGCCCACAUUCCUCAGCCAGAGUUAUCUGAGCUCUGGGUAGGAGCAGGGAUCUGCUCGUAUGUGAGGAGGAUGCUUCAGGGCUGGGGGAGGGAGAGGCAUGGUUCCUCCAACUCUAGAAAUGUGCCCUUUAAUCCUCAAGUUUGAGACCAAUCCCUUACAUAUGUUUCUGUUGCAUCCAUGCAAGUGGCACUUGAAGGUCAUUCAGAUGGGGAGCAGAGAAGCUGUCUUGCAGAGCUAAGCAGUGCCCAUUAGCCCCUUUCCCUUCUCCAUAGCAUUAUGGACAUAAGGAAGCCUCACGACCCCAGGGUUCCAGCAUUAUGAAUCUCCAGGGGUUAGCCCUCCUCUCUUCCCAACUCAGGGAGGCAGAAGGGUAUCCCCCAAGACACCUUCCCCCCAAAAAAUGCCCCUGAAAAUGUUCGGGCAGCAUGUGACAUAUAACUUUACUCUGAUGGCAUCUUUCUGGCCAUCCUGAUGCUACCUAGAUGUUGUUUCCCCUCCGAAUAUCUUCAGUUCUUUCUGCCUCAGGCGCUGACAGACGUUCCUCAAGGGUUGUGGGUGGGGGAAGAGUUCAUUCAGAUUCUUACUUACUGUACCUUUGGGAACAUUAAAGACAUACUUAUGAGCUUAGUGUUUUCCCCAAUCCUCCUCCUUCCUGAAGGCCUCAGCAUCCUGAGACACCAGCUGAGUAGCUCUGGGAAUCUAGCUGAAGCCACCCUUAGCUCUUCUGGGUCUGUCCUUAGAGCCCUGGAGUAGGGGCAGCAGCUUGCUGGGCAAGGGGGUCUUGCUCUCCUUGGGUGAGGAAGGGGAAGCCACUACUAGCCUGGAGGAGUGUGACUGCCCCACACCCUUGCAGGCUGGGCCCCUUCUUUUUUCAGGUAGAAUCAGCGGAGGUGGCUGAUUGUCCCUGGCCAAUCAUAAGGCAGAUGCAAGUGGCGACCUGAAACAGGGGUCCCUUCCUAGGAGCCGCUGGCCACAAAUCAGGAAGCUGACCACUUUCCACCCAAACAAUAGCAAGGCCUUCCUUUGCAUAAAACUGGUCUUUCUAACUCUGGAAGCUGAACCCGAUCCUCCAAGUAAACUAACUCUUCUUGGGCUACAGAUACCAUAAUCCCUUUAUCCAGAAACUCAUUCAGAGUAGAUAGCAGGGGAUGGGGGUAGGGGGGGGAGUGGGCUUGGGAAAUUUGCACAGAGUCGGAGCCCACUUAGGCAGCUUUCUGCAAAAGGAGCUUUAUAACCUAGAGCCCUGCGAUUUACUUAAUUUGCCUAGGUUUAUAUACAUACGUAUCUAUCCUGCAGAUCUACUGUACAGCAGUACCCCCUGGCCUCACUCACAUUAAAUUCUAAAGCUCUUAAAGGAUUAAUGUUCUGCCUUGCUCUUUGUUAGCCCCAGCCUCUGGCUGGACGGAGAGAUGCAUCCUGGCUGCUCCCCUAGGAUGUCUCUCCAGUCAUGUUUGGGGUGAGCUGUCCUCAAGACCAAAGCCACAGAAGCCUGUGGCCACAGUGGAAUCUAACAGGAAGAGUCACUCUGUUCUCUUCACUCCUUCCAAAUCUUGUUCCCUUGAGACCUGGGCCUUGGAUGACUAUUCCUGGGUUUCCCCUAAACAAUGGUUCAGUUGCCUAGAGCAUCUACUCAUCCCAUGCAGACAAGAAGGAACAGAUGGGCUCUUGUUGGCCUUUGCGAGGCUACAACCCAGAGAACACCCUCCAGCCCCUUCUAGUUCUUAAGUCUGGCUCAGGGUCUUAAAGAAAGCAGUGGCUGCCACCAAGGUCAGGAGGGUGUGAGACAGUUGGAGUGCUCUGUUAUAAUCAAGUAGUGGGCCAGUGGUUAGAACUAUUAGGAAGUUAGAUUUAUCUGCUGCAGGGGAAGGGGGGCAUCAGCUUGGGUCCAGAAGCCUAGGAUUGCUUCAUUUCUAGAAUGGCCAGGGAGCACUAAGCCAUAGGUCUGAGGUAUCAGACCUAAUCAGACGUCUGCCUUAGUGCUCAUGAAGACUCUGGAUGGGAGGACUGAGUAUCUGUAUGUAUGGUGAACAGGUAGUCGGCAGGCAUCAGACACAGAGCAUGGGCAUCUGUCCAAGGCAGGGGUGAGGGAGGAUGGGGGUGGAAGGAGGUUAUAUUUGUAGGGGCCUAGUUUGUGGGCAAGAAAGGGAUAGAAGAAAUUUGCUAUAGGCCAGAGAGCUCAGGGUCUUUGAGGCAUAUCCUGCCUAAGCCUUAGGAGGGCAGAUGUUACAAAACAAUCUUUUACCAGGGAAGUUCUAGAAAACCUUUUCCAUAACCCCCACUCAGCCAAGAGAUCUUGGGCUGCUGAGGGCCUGUGGCAACUGCAGUGGGCUAGGCAUGGUAGGGAAGAUGUAGAUCUUGCUAUGUAGGAUUUGUGCUGUAGGUGAACUGAAGCAGCAGAGUAAGAGUUGAAUUCUCACUAAUGGGGCCGCUGACACUUUGUGUGUGGUCCUGUGUGUACCAGAGGUGAGUAUGUCACUCAAGGGUCCAGUGACAGUCUCUGCAGCAUUGUGUGGGCCAUUUGCCCAUGGUGAGGUAAAGGGAUCCUUGGGCGCCAUGAAUCCAAAUGAGGGUGAGAUUUACUGAGGUGUGUUGCAUGUUGUGAGGCAUCUGUCAUGUAGUUUGUCUCCUGGAGGUAUUUUUUGUGAUGUUGCAUUAAUUUAGGGCCUUGUGCAGGAGCAGGAGUAGAGGGAGUUUCCAGGGAGGCAGCCUAAAGAAAACCUCUGACUUGUGAGAUCAGCAUCAGUAUGAAGGAAUGUGAGUGUUUGGGGUGGUUGCCAAGUAGUAUCAGGGAACAGUUAGGUUUGAGAGAUGAUUGACUCUCGACAGAAUCUGACAGAGGCCAAAAUGCCAUUCUGAGGGGGCUCUGCUCCGAGAGCAGAGUAGGGUCAUGUUGACUGGGAACUUGUCAGAAAAGGCUGACUGGCAGAACAUCAAGCUGUCUGUUGUAUGGUUCUCUGAGGAGGGCCCUACCAGGCAAGACACAUGCCCUUUCCUCCAGGAUGGCAAGGCUGAGAUCAAGGUUCUCAAGUGCGCAUUUCCUUCAAGGCCCAAACUUUGGAAAUACAUCCCUGUAGAGAAACCUGUUUUGAGUUUCUUGGGCUCCAGGAACUGGGCUGGCAGGCCAUGGUAAUGAGACACCCUGAGGUCAGGCAGAGACCCGUGCUGGGAGAUUCCCCCCCCCCCCCAGAUUCAUUUUCAGGAAUACCUGUGCUGCCUGAGGGGUGUGUUUGGGACCUGGGCUCCACAUCCAGCUUCAUGCCAGAACAUUCCUUGAACAUGCAUUCUCAAUGGCUGACUUGUGUCCUCUGACACCAUUUCGAGCCAAGAAUCCCAUUAAAGUUCCCUUGACAUGGGUGACAGCUAGUCAGGAAAGUAAGCUGCCUUAAGAUAAACCAUCCUGGGGGAGACACUGGGGGUCCUGCCCUAGGGUUGUGGAGACUUAGCUGCUCAGCAGGGCAGCUCUAUCUCUAGGCCUCUCUGCAAAAAUCUGGCCCUGGGAACAAAGGAAUACUUAAGAUCCUUACUCUUUUAACACUACUGGCUGUGGGAGAGGGACAGGUUCAAGGACAGGGCUCAGCUCCCAGCCUCCAUCUCCUCCCACAGCUGCUGCAUUUGGGGGGGGGGGGCUGCUGAAUGUCCUUGCUGUCCCCAGGGCAGUAUUGAGGCCAGAGAGGAGCCCUGCCCUGCUGCUUGCUGGCUGCAAGAACUGGUCUUGGGAAUGGAAGCGGGGAAAGGAUCCAGGGGAGGGGGAGGUGGCAGGGGUGGCACACGAGUCUAGAAAAGUUUGGGACAAAGGGGCGGAGCUGGGAACAAACUGGUUAAUUUUGAUUGCCACUCACCGUGGUGCUUUUCCUUUCUCCCUGGAAUUCUGCU
Messenger RNA from Mustela erminea (ermine), 6972 nucleotides. RefSeq names its product dystrophin related protein 2 (gene DRP2). Gene Ontology annotation, cellular component: plasma membrane. The record is from RefSeq and is a predicted model, not a curated record. Bases 32 to 3016 code for a protein of 994 amino acids. Gene Ontology annotation, biological process: synaptic signaling. NCBI's taxonomy places the organism in Eukaryota, Metazoa, Chordata, Mammalia, Carnivora, Mustelidae. The transcript has 23 exons. Gene Ontology annotation, molecular function: protein binding; zinc ion binding.